AUGCGUUACGCUCUUUAUACCCUCGCCCUUGGGGCAACCUCGACCCUGGCGGUCCCGGUGUCUGUGAUACCGCACAAUGGUACCCUGCCGAACGUCCCCGGCAGAAUCGGUACCCCCAUUACCCCCCCAUCCAGAGAUCGUGCUGGAUUGCAGUCUCGUACCUUCCUGCCUCUUAUUGAAUGGCUCGGCCAUCACGGCUCGGCCACUUCCACUACCUCUUGUGAAACAUGCGAGGCUUCCGGUAGCGCGACUAGCAGCGGCGCUGUUAGUGUGACUCCCACCGUCUGCGAAAAAUGUGAGAAUGGCCAUGGGAUUGGCGUGAGCGUCAGCUUCGGAACCGACCCUAGUGCCUCUGCAGGCGCCAGUGUCAGUGGUGGUGUUACCGGAAGUGUGAGCGGAGGCGUCAGUGGUAGUGGUAGUGUCGGCGCCAAUGUUGGUGGUGGUGCCAAUGCCGGUGUUAGUGGUGACGUUGGAGCUGACGUUGGUGCCAGCGGCAGCGGAGAUGUUAGCGGUGGUGCUAACGUUGGAGGAGAUGCCAGUGGUGACGCCGGAGCUGGCGUGAGUGCCACGGGCAGUGGAGAUGUUGGCGCCAGCGGAGAUACCGGUGCGAGUGCUGGCGGCGACGUUAGUGGCAGUGCCAACGCUGGAGGAGAUGUUAGCGGCGGAGCUAACGUUGGUGGUGAUGCUUCUGGUAGUACCACUGUUGGAGGAGGUGUCAAUGCCGGCAGUGACGUUGGUGCUAGUGGUGAUGCUGGAGCCGAUGCUGGCGCCAGUGGAAGUGGAGAUGUCUCCGGUGGUGGUAAUGUUGGUGGUAAUGUUGGUGCUAGUGGUGACGCUGGCGCUGAUGUUGGUGGAGAUGUUUCUGGCGGUGUCAACGUUGGUGGUGAUCUUGGAGCUGGCGGAGAUGUCAAUGGAGGAGCCAAUGUCGGCGCAGGUGUCGGUGCUAACGGGGAUGCUGGUGCAAAUGUCGGUGGCAACGUUGGAGGUGAUGUUAGCGGCAACGCUGGCGCUGAUGUUGGUGGAGGAGCCAAUGUCGGUGGUGAUGUCGGCGCUGGCGUUGGUGCUAACGGUGAUCUUAGUGCCGGUGUUGGAGCCAAUGUUGGAGGUAUCCUCGGUGGUAUCGCUGGUCUUGUUGGUAAUGCUGGUGCAGGGGUCGGUGCCAAUGUGGGCGGACACGUCGGUGGAAACGUCGGCGCCAAUGCCGGUGUUGGCGCUGAUGCUGGCGCUGGAGAGGACUGCGACGAGUAA
Molecule: messenger RNA, 1248 nt
Organism: Aspergillus pseudonomiae
Lineage: Eukaryota; Fungi; Ascomycota; Eurotiomycetes; Eurotiales; Aspergillaceae
Exons: 1
Coding region: 1-1248 (415 amino acids)
Source: RefSeq, a predicted model, not a curated record